CCAGCGUUACAGGAGACGAACGUCCAUGAAGACGGACUCUCUGAGGACCGGAGACUUCAGCCUCACUCUGAGGAACCCCAUCACCUCUGACAGCGGCACCUACACCUGCACCAUCACUGCAUUUGGAAAUGAACGGACACUGACAGCAGUAGAGCUGCAGGUCAAAGUGUCCCACCAAGUCUUCACCAUGGAGGUGUACGAGGGGGCGGAGUCAGCCCUGCUGCCCUGUCACAUCCCGUUUGUAUCUGGACCCACCACAGGGGUGUGGAGCCGCUACGACCUCAAUCCUCCAACCGUCCACCAGCGUCAGCAGGAAGAGGACGAGCUGACAGAUCAAAACCAGCGUUACAGAGACCGAACAUCCAUGAAGACUGACGCUCUGCAGACUGGAGACUUCAGCCUCACUCUGAGGAAACCCCACAUCUUUGACAGCGGCAACUACACCUGCACCAUCAGAGUGAGGGGAGAAGAACCCAGACUGACAGAUGUUCAGCUGCAGGUCAAAGAGCCAUACACUUUCCCAGCUGAGGCCUCGGUGAUCCUGGCUGUCCUGGCCAUCGCUGCCAUUGUGGGUCUUGGAGUAUAUUUAUGGAAACUCUUCUACAGAGGGCCUCCUCCCACUGGCACAUGCCCAGAACACCUCACCCAGGAGGUGCUCAGGGGGCAAACCUGUCACGUUCCAGAACCUCCUCAACUGGCUCCUUUCGAUGUGGAGGAGCAGGAGCUACUCCGAGCCCCCACGGAUGACUAA
Maylandia zebra (zebra mbuna) is the source of this 751-nucleotide messenger RNA. Lineage: Eukaryota; Metazoa; Chordata; Actinopteri; Cichliformes; Cichlidae. The record is from RefSeq and is a predicted model, not a curated record.